UACGAUUUAAAAAUGAAAGAAGAUCGUUCUGAAUUGACCGAACUAGUUUACGAAUCUCUCAGUUUAGAUAAAAACGAUCAAAAACUACUCAGAAACGAUGAAAUUACCAAGAAAACGAAUAAUAAUUGGUUUUUAUACAUUUCGGCCAUUGUAGCUAAUCUCAGCGUGUUCGUUGUAUCGAGUGGAUUCAGUUGGACGUCUCCGGCGUUACAAAUGUUAACGUCUAACGAUACGUCCGUGAAUCCAUUAGGAAGACCAGUAACUCCCGGAGAAGAAUCUUGGAUAGCGUCUUUAUACAGUCUAGGAGCUGCUAUAGGACCUUUGAUCGGCGGGAAACUAGCCGAUAGUUUAGGAAGAAAAACGACACUGACAAUAAUGGCUGUUCCUAAAUUGAUUUGUUUGUCGGUUAUUUGUUUCGCUGGCGACGUUAAGAUUUAUUACGUUUGUAGAUUUAUAAUGGGUCUAGUAUUGGGUACGGUUUUCGCUGUAAUACCUUUAUAUUUAAACGAAAUCGCCGACGUUCACAAUCGAGGUACCGUCCUAGCUAUGAUGGGAUUUUUUUUGAACGGCGGGUCUCUGUACUGUCUUCUACUCGGCCCUUUCGUUUCCGUUAAAACAUUAACUUUUCUAUGCGCCGUACCUUUGUUAAUAUUCGUAGUUUCGUUUAGUUUAUUCAUGGUGGAAACCCCGUCGUUUUUGAUUACCAAAGGAAAUAAUAGAGGAGCCGUCGAAGCUUUGCAGAAAUUACGAAACACCAUCGAUGUUCGACGGGAGUUUGAAUUCAUUUAUAAAUCGUUGGAGGAACAAAAAAUUGAUGAUUUGAGGUUGAUGGAUCUCGUUAGGGACGUUUAUUUGCGAAGGGUUUUGUUUGUGAACGUAGGUUUGGUAUUCGCCCUUCAAUUUUCGGGCAUCAACCCGAUUUUAGCUUUCUUAGAAACUAUUUUUAGAGAGAGCGGUUCGAAAAUGUCGCCUUAUAUAUCUACGAAUUUGGCCGGCGGUAUACAAGUUUUUACUACGAUUAUCACGAUUAAAAUAACAGAAAAACUGCAACGGAGAAAACAACUUUUGUUAUCGAUUUUUUCCGUUUUUUUGUGUCACUUUAUCAACACUUUUUAUUUCUAUUUUAAAGAUGGUGAUCGCGACGAAUUAUUUUGGUUGCCGUUGGUUUGUUUGAUGCUUUUUAUGUUUACUUCCAACUUGGGUCUUUCCACUUUACCUUUUACUAUAAUGAGCGAAACUUUUCCUCACAACGUCAAAGCCGCUGGCGCUUCUAUAACGAUUUGUAGUUGUUUCGGAUUCUCUUUUAUCGCUACUUUGAUUUUCAGAAUUCUCUUAGACGAAUACCAUUUAGGAGCCUGUUUUUUAUUAUUAUCUAUAAGUAUGUUAAUCAUGGUGGUGUUUUGUUAUAUUUUACUACCAGAAACUAAAGGUAAAAGCGUUAAUGAAAUCAAAGAAUCCGUCUUAACAAAAUGAAGUACACGUCACUCAAUAAAUCGUAAAACUAAUUAACAUAUCAUCGAUUUUAUUCACCUUCAACAGCAAUGAUGCCUUUAAAUAGGCUUCAUCGUAAGCAAUUGCUUCUUCUUUUAAGCUAAGCACCAGAUCCGGACUAUACGGUGGAUGAGGAAGCGAUUCGAAGUGUAAAUCGUUCUAUUCAGUAAAUCGGUGCAUUGUCUUGAUGAAACAAUGGUUAUUUCUUCGAUUUUCCUCGAUUUUUGCAUUUUGCCAUAACCUUACAGUAUUUUUUUCAUCAAUUAACACAAACAAUUAUUUAAAAAAAAACGACUUAAAUGGCUGUCACUUUUUACUCACUAAUCGAAACGUCAUGAAAUUUGACACAUAGAAAGUUGGUACUUCCUAAACGUCAUACGGAUUUGACAAUGACAGCGUCAUCUGUCUGUCAUUCACACGACUUAUUGAGUGUUGUUAUGUUUAUGUAUUUUACAAUAAAUUUUGUUAUUAUUA
This is a messenger RNA of Diorhabda sublineata, 1965 nucleotides long. RefSeq names its product facilitated trehalose transporter Tret1-like. Gene Ontology annotation, molecular function: transmembrane transporter activity. The record is from RefSeq and is a predicted model, not a curated record. Gene Ontology annotation, biological process: transmembrane transport. The transcript is spliced from 2 exons. Bases 13 to 1473 code for a protein of 486 amino acids. Gene Ontology annotation, cellular component: membrane. NCBI's taxonomy places the organism in Eukaryota, Metazoa, Arthropoda, Insecta, Coleoptera, Chrysomelidae.